Messenger RNA from Hipposideros armiger (great roundleaf bat), 1872 nucleotides. It is a transcript of the gene PACSIN3, whose product is annotated as protein kinase C and casein kinase substrate in neurons 3. Gene Ontology annotation, biological process: plasma membrane tubulation; regulation of endocytosis; cytoskeleton organization. Bases 201 to 1475 code for a protein of 424 amino acids. Gene Ontology annotation, molecular function: phospholipid binding; protein binding. The record is from RefSeq and is a predicted model, not a curated record. Lineage: Eukaryota; Metazoa; Chordata; Mammalia; Chiroptera; Hipposideridae. The transcript is spliced from 11 exons. Gene Ontology annotation, cellular component: plasma membrane; cytoplasm; endosome.
CCGGGAGGCGGCUGCCCCGGCCCCGGAGCUUCAGGACUCGGGCCGGAGUGUGGCUGGACCCCCACUCGCCAAGGCGCGCAGGGAGGACGCGCUUCAAGGCAGAGUCGCAGUGGCAGCUUUGAGAGUUGGACGCCCAAGUCCCUGAAGUGAUUUCUAGGCUCCAGCCCCAAUCUGCCACCAUUCCGUGCUGCAGGGACACCAUGGCUCCAGAGGAAGACGCUGGAGGGGAGGCCCUAGAGGGCAGUUUCUGGGAGGCUGGCAACUACAGGCGGACGGUGCAGCGGGUGGAGGACGGGCAUCGGCUAUGUGGGGACCUGGUCAGCUGCUUCCAGGAGCGUGCCCGCAUCGAGAAGGCCUAUGCCCAGCAGCUGGCCGACUGGGCCCGCAAGUGGAGGGGCACCGUGGAGAAGGGCCCCCAGUAUGGCACGCUGGAGAAGGCCUGGCACACCUUCUUCACCGCGGCCGAGCGGCUGAGCGCGUUGCACCUGGAGGUGCGGGAGAAGCUGCAGGGGCAGGACAGUGAGCGGGUGCGUGCCUGGCAGCGGGGGGCCUUCCACCGGCCCGUGCUGGGUGGCUUCCGCGAGAGCCGGGCUGCUGAGGACAGCUUCCGUAAGGCCCAGAAGCCCUGGCUAAAGAGGCUGAAGGAGGUUGAGGCUUCCAAGAAGAGCUACCAUGGAGCCCGGAAGGAGGAGAAGACAGCCCAGACUCGGGAGAGCCACGCAAAGGCAGACAGCGCGGUCUCUCAGGAGCAGCUGCGCAAGCUGCAGGAGCGCGUGGAACGCUGCACCAAGGAGGCGGAGAAGAUGAAAACCCAGUAUGAGCAGACGCUGGCAGAGCUGCAUCGCUACACCCCACGCUACAUGGAGGACAUGGAGCAGGCCUUUGAGACCUGCCAGGCUGCUGAACGCCAGCGGCUUCUCUUCUUCAAAGAUAUGCUGCUCACCUUACACCAGCACCUCGACCUCUCCAGCAGUGAGAGGUUCCAUGAGCUCCACAGAGACCUGCAUCAGGGUAUCGAGGCAGCCAGUGACGAAGAGGAUCUGCGCUGGUGGCGCAGCACCCACGGGCCAGGCAUGGCCAUGAACUGGCCGCAGUUUGAAGAGUGGUCCUUGGACACACAAAGGACAAUCAGCCGGAAGGAGAAGGGUGGCCGGAGCCCUGAUGAGGUUACGCUGACCAGCAUCAUGCCCACAAGGGAUGGCGCUGCACCCCCACCUCAGUCCUUGGGGUCCCCAGGUGGUGCGCAGGAUGAGGAGUGGUCAGAUGAGGACAGUCCCCGGAAGGCUGCCACUGGGGUGCGGGUGCGAGCGCUCUAUGACUACGCUGGGCAGGAAGCUGAUGAGCUGAGUUUCCGAGCAGGAGAGGAGCUGCUGAAGAUGAGCGAGGAGGAUGAACAAGGCUGGUGCCAGGGCCAGCUACAGAGUGGCCGCAUUGGCCUGUACCCUGCCAAUUAUGUGGAGUGUGUGGGGGCCUGACAGCCCUUACAGCCCUUCUGCAACGUUUCUCUACCCUGAGCCAGAGACCAGCUUGUCCUGGACAACCGGACCUGAGGGCCCUGAACCAUUAUGCCCCUGCUGCCCCUCAGAAGUCCUGGAACCCAGGAAGGGAUGGUCACUGUAUAGGAAGGGUUUGGCAGGGAAGGGCCAACUGAGUCUAGGCUGAGGGUAAGAUGGGGAGGUCAGGAGGUGACAGAAGGGCUCAGGGGUACCUGGGCCUCCCCAGGAACGCUCUAGUCACCCAGAAGCUGUGGACCCAGUUCCUGGUCUGUUUUGGGGUUCCUGGGAUGGGCUUGGGGUGAGUGUAGUUCUGGGCUAGCAGCACUCUCUUGUGGCUUGUUCUAGUGUGUAUUAAACUUGGAGAAAACAAAAAGCA